Messenger RNA from Culex quinquefasciatus (southern house mosquito), 1926 nucleotides. Its product is annotated as fibrinogen beta chain. NCBI's taxonomy places the organism in Eukaryota, Metazoa, Arthropoda, Insecta, Diptera, Culicidae. The transcript has 5 exons. The coding region runs from base 52 to 1875 and encodes 607 amino acids. The record is from RefSeq and is a predicted model, not a curated record.
GAUUGUUCGGAAAUUGGUCAGUUUGCGCGUAGCAGUGGCACAACAAACACCAUGAAUCGUUGGCGGUUGAAUUUCGUUACUAUUUUGACAAUUAGUUUGUUACACUUGAGUAACGGUUCAUUGUCUGUGGGUAAACAUUUACCAGAUGAAGAAACGUGUAAUCUGCCGUGUGUUGAUAAAAUUGCUGAUAGUAUUUUUAAACAAGUGUCAGAACGUUACACUGCGUUAGAGCUGAGAAUAAUUGAAAAAGUAGAAUUGCAACUAACGCAUUUGGAACGAAUUAUUCAAGAAAGGUUUACAAGAAUUGAAACCUUUUUGAGCGAGCGAGUUACAACAAAUGUUGAUGUUGUUCAUCAUCAGAGUUAUGAAGAAAGUUACCAUGAAGUUCACAAAAUUGAGCACAAUACAACGCAUCAUGAGGUAGUAAAGGAUCUCGUUGUGGUUUCUGCCGAGAAUGACACUAAAUCAGUACCCGAAUCAAUAGAGUCAUCCACUCCAAAACCCGUGAAAAUUGACGAAAUUCCUAGUUCAACUGGAAGCACUCUCGAGCAUCCUGAUGAUUGCGUUCAUACCGAUAAAGAGUAUCCGGAUUACGAUGAUGAUUAUGCGCAGCAGUUCAUCGAAGCUCGAAUGGGACCAAACGGCAAACGACCAUGUGUAGAAGCUGGCGUAACUAUAAAGCCAUCUACUUUGACUUCUGUGCCCACAGAAGGGUCAACAACAGCUUCUUCGUCAUCAAAUAAAGAUAAUUUUGUAGGUCCUGUAAGUCAAGCGAGCGUUUCGGAAAAUCCCAAUCACCAGAAAGAGUUUGAUAUUCCAGUGGGUGUUGAAAUCGUAGAACUACCGUCCUACAGUCAGACUGUAGAAGUUAUUCCAGAAGUGAUCCCAGAUGAAUCUGAGGCCAAAGAAACGAACACUGAAUCGGUGUUCCAACCAUCAUUUGACAAUGGGGCGAUCAUGACUCCAAAAACAACUACUGAAAGAAUUGCUACGUCAACUAAUGAUGGUCCCAAUCAGGAAAUUGAACAAAUUGUAUUCAUUCCGGAUGUUGAAAAGCCCGAUACCAACAAGUACGGAUACGAACUUGUCAAAACAACUGUUGCUCCUAAAAAGAAGCUUCAACCGUGGAUUAGGACUUCAACUGCCAAAUCCAAGCUCACCUCGCUAACCAGCAGUUCUACGUCAACCACUACCGAAGAUCCCAACACCUACAAAAUACACUUCCCCACGGAAUCCCCGGAACCGGAACCUGCCACAACUCCAAAGCACGGUCCAAUCCCGAAGCCACCCCAGGUAUUCCGUUACGCGCGAAACUACCUCAACGGCACGUGGACCAUAAUCCACAGCCGGUACGACGGAUCGAUCAGCUUCAACCGCAGCUGGGCCGAGUACCGAGCCCAAUUUGGACGACUUCCCGGCGAGUACUGGAUGGGACUGGAAGCGUUGCACCAGCUGACCAAAUCGGGCGAGUACGAACUGCUGGUCCUGCUGAAGGGCUUCGACGGGACCGUGAAGACCGCCAUGUACGACAGCUUCUGGGUGGGUUCGGAAGCCGCCAACUAUCGGCUCGCGCUGGGACCGUUUGUGGGCGGAGAUGCUGGGGACUCGUUUUCCGGUGCCAGUGGGCAGAUGUUCUCGACGUACGAUCGGGACAACGAUCGGUCGCUGUGUGCUUCGUGUGCGGAGGUUUUGCACAGCGGGUGGUGGUUCAAGGAUUGUGCCGAUGCAAACUUAAACGGUCUCUAUGUAUCCUCGAUGGUACAUGGAGAAUGGUCAUAUGGAACUUCAAUGAACUGGUGGGGCUUCGGUCGAGAUUACCAAGGGCUCAAGGAGGCAGCUAUGAUGGUUCGGAAAAGAGGUCGUAAACUAGCGUGAGAAUAAUGCAGUGUCUUAUUACUUGCAAUAAAGCCUCGUUUAACACUCCUA